UCCUGGGUUUGUUCCGGCACCGUCAGGCCGGUUCGGGACUCUGGUGACAGGACCGAGAAGGCGCAAGGAGAGGAGCUGUCCCUGCCGCACAGACUGGGGCCCCCGGCUAGCGACGCCGCCCGGGCUGCCCCGCGCCGGGGGCCGAGACGGGGACCGCCGGUCCAGGUGUCCGCUCCGCCCACCGAGCCGGAUGGCGGCGGCCGCGCCCAGGGACCGGGCUCAGGACAAUGUGACUUUGGAGGAUGUGGCUGUGUACUUCUCCUGGGAAGAAUGGGGUCUCCUUGAUGAAGCUCAGAGACGCCUGUACCAUGAUGUGAUGCUGGAAAACUUGGCACUGAUAACCUCUCUGGAUUGUUUGUGUGGCAUAGAGAAUGAGGAGGUACCUUCUGGACAGAAUGUUUCUCUGGGAAGAAUGCCACAAAUCAGGUCUUCAGAGCCAAAUCCAUCCACUGAGAAGGUUCAUUUCUGUGAGAUGUGUGUUCCUGUCAUGAAAGAUACUUUGUACCUGGUUGAGCACCAAGAAACACGUACUGGGCAGAAAUCAUACACAUGUGUGGCAUGUGGGAAACAAUUCUGUUUCAAUGCAAAUCUUCACCAACACCAGAAUGAGCACAGUGGGAGAAAACCCAAUAGCAAGGACAUGGACAGGGCUUCCUUUGUGAAGACCUAUAGAAGUCAUUCAUUAGGGAAGCCUUUCACCUGUGAGGUUGAAAAGGACUUCUUGGCCAGUUUGGGACUUCUCCAGCAUCAGGCCACUCCCAAAGCGGUACUGAGUAUACACAACAGUACUAAGUGUGAGGGUUCCUUUCACAGUGGAAAAAGUUCUUACAAAUGUGGUGAAUGUGGAAAAGCCUUCUGUCGCAAACGUACACUUGUUCAGCACCAAAGAAUUCACACUGGAGAAGGACUGUUUGAGUGCAGUGAAUGUGGGAAAACCUUCAGCUACAAGCAUACAUUUGUUCAGCAUAAGACAGUCCACACUGGAGAAAAGCCUUUUGAGUGCAGUGAAUGUGGAAGGGGCUUCAGGUUCAAAUAUAAACUUGUUCAGCACCAGCGUACUCACACUGGAGAAAGGCCUUAUGGGUGUAGUGAAUGUGAGAAAGCUUUUGGAUGCAAAUCCAAACUUGUUCGGCACCAGAGAAUUCACACCGGAGCAAGGCCUUAUGAAUGUGCUGAAUGUGGCAAAUUCUUUAGACAAAGUUCUAGCCUUGUUCAACAUCGGAGAAUUCACACUGGAGCAAGGCCUUACGAAUGUGACGAAUGUGGGAAGUCUUUUAGCCAAAGCUCUAUCCUCAUUCAGCACCGGAGAGUUCACACUGGAGAAAGGCCAUAUGAGUGCAGUGAAUGUGGGAAAUCCUUUAGACAAAGCUCCAGCCUCAUUCAGCACCGGAGAGUUCACACGGGAGCAAGGCCUUACGAGUGUAGUGAAUGUGGGAAAUCAUUUAGCCAAAGUUUUAGCCUCAUUCUACAUCGGAGAAUUCACACUGGAGAAAGGCCUUACGAAUGCAGUGAAUGUGGGAAAUCCUUUAGCCAAAACUAUAGCCUCAUUCAACACCAUAAACUUCACACUAGAAAAAGGCCUCAGGAGUGCAGCGAAUGUGGGAAGGCCUUCAACCGCAAAGACACACUCGUCCAGCACCAGAGAAUCCAUACAGGAGAAAGGCCUUAUGAGUGCAGUGAAUGUGGGAAAGCCUUCAGCCGCAAAGCCACCCUUAUCCAGCACCAGAGAAUCCAUACUGGAGAAAGGCCUUACGAGUGCAAAGAAUGUGGGAAAGCGUUUAGCCGCAAAGACAACCUUACUCAGCACAAAAGAAUUCACACUGGAGAAAUGCCUUACAAGUGUAGUGAAUGUGGAAAAUACUUUAGCCAUCACUCCAACCUAAUUGUACACCAGAGAGUUCACAAUGGAGCGAGGCCUUACAAGUGCAACAAUUGUGGGAAAGUCUUCAGACACAAAUCCACACUUGUUCAACAUGAGAGUAUCCAUACUGGGGAAAAUCCAUAUGUUUGCAGUGAUUGUGGGAAAUCCUUUGGCCACAAAUACACCCUCAUUAAACACCAGAGAAUUCACACUGAGGCAAGGCCUUUUGAGUGCAUCGAAUGUGGGAAAUUCUUUAGUCGAAGCUCUGACUUCAUUGCGCACCAGAGAGUUCACACGGGGGAAAGGCCAUUUGUGUGCAGCAAAUGUGGGAAAGAUUUCAUCAGAACAUCCCACCUUGUUAGGCACCAAAAAGUUCACACUGGAGAAAGGCCAUAUGAGUGCAGUGAAUGUGGGAAAGCCUAUAGUUUAAGCUCCCACCUCAUUCGGCACCAGAAAGUUCACACUGCAGGAAGGCUUUAGGAGUGCUUUCAACACAAUGGGGCUCAUAGGGAGAGGAGCUCUGUGUUUACCCUUUGAGAGGAAGACAUCAAUCAGAUGUUGAACUUCAUAUAUCAGCAUUAUCACCAGGGUGAUACCUUAUGAAUGCCAGGUACAGGGAAGCUUUCAUGGGUUGUGUUGCACUUUCAAAUAGGGCCUUGCCAGAUUUGUCAUGCAAUGCCUGUGGCUGAAACCAUCUCAGCUCUACCAGCUUAGUUACCAUAACAUCCUCAGGGAAGGUAGAACUUUGUAAUCUCCAGUCCCUGGAGGGAAUUACAAGAAUCCUGAAUUAAAUGGGAUUUCUCAUUUCCUCCCCACUGAUGAAAGGUGUGGACUUUACUGUACAUCUUUAGCCAAGAGGAUCUGAGCUGUGUUCUGGCUUACAGAAAAGGUUUACUUUCUUCAUGGACAUUGUUGGUCUCAUGUGGUACUUGUGACAGAUUUUCCAGCCUCCAAGUCACCUAACCUGGAGAACUACUUGUCUUACGUUGCUCUGGUUUCUGUGAUAAUAAAGACCUUAUUAUUU
Molecule: messenger RNA, 2885 nt
Organism: Neomonachus schauinslandi (Hawaiian monk seal)
Lineage: Eukaryota; Metazoa; Chordata; Mammalia; Carnivora; Phocidae
Product: zinc finger protein 134-like
Exons: 4
Coding region: 191-2341 (716 amino acids)
Biological process (GO): regulation of DNA-templated transcription
Source: RefSeq, a predicted model, not a curated record